This is a messenger RNA of Rattus rattus (black rat), 1247 nucleotides long. RefSeq names its product ribosome production factor 2 homolog (gene Rpf2). Gene Ontology annotation, cellular component: nucleolus. Lineage: Eukaryota; Metazoa; Chordata; Mammalia; Rodentia; Muridae. Gene Ontology annotation, molecular function: rRNA binding. Gene Ontology annotation, biological process: ribosomal large subunit assembly; maturation of LSU-rRNA from tricistronic rRNA transcript (SSU-rRNA, 5.8S rRNA, LSU-rRNA). The record is from RefSeq and is a predicted model, not a curated record. The coding region runs from base 56 to 976 and encodes 306 amino acids. The transcript is spliced from 10 exons.
CGGCGGCUUCCCGGAAGUGAUCGGUACACGUGCAUUCACUAGGAGAUCAGCAGCGAUGGAUGCUUUGGACAAAGUCCUAAAGCCUAAAACAAAAAGGGCUAAGAGAUUCCUUGAGAAGAGAGAACCAAAACUCAGUGAGAACAUUAAGAAUGCCAUGCUGAUUAAAGGCGGGAAUGCGAAUGCAACGGUGACACAAGUACUCAGAGACGUGUAUGCACUGAAGAAACCGUAUGGAGUUCUCUAUAAAAAGAAAAACAUUACAAGACCAUUUGAGGAUCAGACGUCACUGGAGUUCUUUUCAAAGAAGUCGGACUGUUCUCUGUUCAUGUUUGGCUCCCACAAUAAGAAGAGGCCCAAUAAUCUCGUGAUAGGUCGUAUGUAUGACUACCAUGUGCUGGAUAUGAUUGAACUAGGGAUUGAGAAAUUCGUGUCUCUGAAAGAUAUUAAGACAAGUAAGUGCCCCGAGGGAACAAAGCCCAUGUUGAUAUUUGCUGGUGAUGAUUUUGAUGUAACAGAAGACUACAGAAGACUGAAAAAUCUUCUUAUUGAUUUCUUCAGAGGCCCCACAGUGUCAAACGUCCGUCUGGCUGGAUUGGAGUAUGUUCUGCACUUCACGGCACUGAGUGGGAAGGUUUACUUUCGAAGCUAUAAGCUGCUGCUGAAGAAAUCUGGGUGCAGAACACCGCGAAUCGAGCUAGAAGAGAUGGGGCCGUCGUUGGAUCUGGUUGUGAGGAGGACACACUUAGCAUCGGACGACCUUUAUAAACUGUCCAUGAAAGUGCCCAAAGCUCUCAAGCCGAAGAAGAGGAAGAAUAUCUCUCAGGAUACUUUUGGUACAACGUUUGGAAGGAUUCAUAUGCAGAAGCAAGACCUAAGCAAACUACAGACGAGGAAAGUGAAGGGGUUGAAGAAGCGGCCUGCAGAGAAUGGAGUAGAAGACCAGGGGAAGAAAUCAAAGAGAAUUAAGAAAAGUUAGUGAACCCGACUGACAGACAGCAUCACCUUCUUGUGUUGUUUACUAAAGAGAAUUUUUCUGCUUGAGGCUGUUUGGUUUUCUGAUAAGACUUUGUGGCUUAUUUGGAUGGGGUGAGGGUGUGACAAAAUUUCACACUGUAGCCCAGGCUGGCCCCAGCCUCCCAAGUGCUGUGAUGUACCAUCAGAGCCAGCACACUGUAUAUUUCUAUAACAUUAUUUAUUACGUAAAACUUUUUUUAAAAAAAUUGAAAUUCGUGUUUGGAUCCUACUCA